Molecule: messenger RNA, 2178 nt
Organism: Lactuca virosa
Lineage: Eukaryota; Viridiplantae; Streptophyta; Magnoliopsida; Asterales; Asteraceae
Source: the annotation of a GenBank genome assembly
AUGGUGUUGAAGAAAAUCAGAAGAAAAGUGGAAAGAAUCAUCACAAAACCCUUCAAAAAACCUCCAAGAAAACCCUCUAUAAAACCCCAAUCACCAAUCUCUUCUCCUCCACCAGAACCACCACCCGCCAUCAUGAACCGCCGCCCCUCCCACCCUUUCAUGUUUCCAGAAACCAACUCCACCGUCCUCCCUCACCCCUCCACCUUCUUCUCCACCAACCUUCUCUCUUCCCCUCUCCCCACAAACUCUUUCUUCCAAAACUUCGUCCUCAAAAAUGGCGAUCAACCUGAAUACAUCCAUCCAUAUUUAAUCAAAUCAUCUCCUUCCUCGCUUUCUAUGUGUUACCCACCUUUAUUCUCCACCACCGCCUUCACAUAUCAAAUCUUCAACGCCGAUCUCACCAUCUCCGCCGUGGAUAACCCUGACCCAAAUCAAACCCACGUCAUAUCUUCAUUCAACGAUCUAAGUGUGACGUUAGAUCUUCCACAAAGUUUAAGAUUUUAUCUAGUUAGGGGUAGCCCGUUUUUAACAUGUCAAGUCUUACAAAAAACCGAACUUUCCAUUUCAACCAUUCAUGCAAUUCUUGAUUUUACUCCUAAUUCUUCAAGAACCAAGUACAAAAUCAAUCUCAACAACGGUCAAACAUGGCUAUUGUAUUCAUCUUCACCGAUUGAUCUAACCCACGAGAUAUCAAAGAUUUCAUCUUCAUUGUUUUCCGGUGUUAUUCGUAUCGCAAUACUCCCGAAUUCAGCAAACCCUAAUCUUGAAACGGUUCUUGAUCGUUUCAGUUCUUGCUAUCCGGUAUCGGGUGAUGCUGCGUUUACGACACCAUUUUGUGUUGAAUAUAAAUGGGAAUCGAAAGGUUGGGGGGAUUUGUUAAUGUUAGCAAACCCUCUUCAUCUUCGUCUUCUUGAUGUGUCUUCAGUUAAAGUUCUUGACGACGUUAAAUACAAUAGCAUCGAUGGCGAACUUGUGGGUGUCAUCGGAGAUUCGUGGGUGCUAAAAACCGAUCCAGUUUCAGUAACUUGGCAUUCGAUAAAAGGAAUCAAAGAAGAAAACUACCCGGAAAUCAUUGAUGCUCUUGUAAAAGACGUCGAUGGGUUAGAUUCAUCUUCAAUAUCGACAACAUCAUCGUAUUUUUAUGGGAAGCUUGUCGCAAGAGCUGCUAGAUUAGCUUUAAUAGCUGAAGAAGUUACUUAUAUUGAAGUAAUUUCAAGAAUUCAGAAGUAUUUAAAGGAUACAAUCGAGCCAUGGUUAGAUGGAACAUUCAGUGGAAACGGAUUUUUAUAUGACAAAUCAUGGGGUGGAAUUAUAACAAAACAAGGGUCUCAAGAUUCAAGUGCUGAUUUCGGAUUUGGAAUAUACAACGAUCAUCAUUACCAUAUUGGUUACUUUCUUUACGGGAUCGCUGUUCUUGCUAAAAUAGAUCCAAUAUGGGGAAGAAAAUAUAGACCUCAAGCUUACACGUUAAUGGCGGAUUUCAUGACGUUAGGUAGAGGUGGAAACUCGAAGUAUACAAGGUUAAGAUGUUUCGAUUUAUGGAAGCUACAUUCAUGGGCAGGUGGUUUGACUGAGUUUGCAGAUGGAAGGAAUCAAGAAAGCACAAGUGAAGCAGUUAAUGCGUAUUACUCAGCGGCAUUAAUGGGAUUAGCUUAUGGAGACACACAUCUUGUUUCGAUUGGCUCUUUGCUUACAGCUAUGGAGAUUCAUGCAUCUCAAACAUGGUGGCAUGUGAAAGAAGAUGAUAGUUAUUACAGUGAAGAAUUCACGAGGGAUAAUCGAGUGGUGGGGGUUUUGUGGGCGAAUAAGAGAGAUAGUGGGUUGUGGUUUGCUCCGCCGGAAUGGAGGGAGUGUAGGGUGGGGAUUCAGGUGCUGCCAUUGUUGCCGGUGACGGAGGUUUUGUUUUCCGAUGUGGGGUUUGUGAGGCGGCUUGUGGAGUGGGGUUUGCCGGCGUUAGGGAGGGAAGGUGUUGGUGAAGGGUGGAAAGGGUUUGUGUAUGCGUUACAAGGGAUUUAUGAGAAGGAAAUUGCUAUUGAAAAGAUAAGGGACUUAAAUGGAUUUGAUGAUGGGAAUUCUUUAAGUAAUUUGUUAUGGUGGAUUUACAGUAGAAGUGAAGGUGAAGAAGAAGGUUAUGAAGGCGGAGGGAGGCAUUGUUGGUUUGGUCAUUAUUGUCAUUAA